Propithecus coquereli (Coquerel's sifaka) is the source of this 1035-nucleotide messenger RNA. It is a transcript of the gene MAJIN, whose product is annotated as chromosome unknown open reading frame, human C11orf85. Lineage: Eukaryota; Metazoa; Chordata; Mammalia; Primates; Indriidae. Gene Ontology annotation, molecular function: DNA binding. The record is from RefSeq and is a predicted model, not a curated record. Gene Ontology annotation, cellular component: nuclear inner membrane. Gene Ontology annotation, biological process: homologous chromosome pairing at meiosis; meiotic attachment of telomere to nuclear envelope. The transcript has 9 exons. Bases 202 to 732 code for a protein of 176 amino acids.
CGGCUUCGUUUGAGGUCGGCAGCUGCCCUUUUAAGAGAACAUUUCUUAGUGGGUAUUCCGGCCGUGGCCACUUUUCUGAGGCGCGAAGGACCCCUAGUCAGUGUGUGAGACAGCCUGGGAGCUCCUUGGGGCUGAGAGAGGAUUUUAAGAGGGCAGAGAUUCAAGGAUAGAAAAAAUAAAACCAGCUAUUGUUUGGAAGCAAUGAGUUUAAAACCCUUUACCUACCCAUUUCCAGAGACGAGGUUUCUUCAUGCAGGACCCAAUGUGUAUAAAUUCAAAAUCAGAUAUGGCAACAGCAUCAGAGGAGAAGAGAUAGAUGAUAAGGAAGUCAUCAUCCGGGAGCUGGAGGUCCUAGCUGAGAAGAAAGCAGUAGGAGCCAUGAUGAGGAAACGAAAACACAUGGAAGAGCCCAGCUCCCCCAGCGGGCCGGGGCUGCACAGGGCCAAGAUGGAGACUUCUAGCCAAGGCCCCAACAUAAAGAAGCCCGCUAUGGAAACCAGGAGGAACAAGGAAAGAAAAAUCCAGCAAGAAUGGCAGGAUACCCUGGAUUCUGAUAUCACUGAUGUCCAAGAAGAGGAUUCUAAGUUGGGGGACAGCCUGGCAGGGCCAAUUGUCCCACCAUUGCAGCAGAGCAGUCCACCUCCACCUAAAGAACUAGGAACCAGUGGUUUCUUUGGGUUUCUAAGCUCUCUCUUCCCGUUUCGAUAUUUCUUCAGGAAGAGCAGCCAAUAGUGAGCCUUCCAAAUGCAGCCGCGGAAAGAGGAUCAUCUCUUGCAGUGAUUCCUCCCGAGCCAUUCUUCCCCCAACUCCAUCCUUUUCUUAUGACACUUCAGCCAUGGGGAAUGAGGGCACCAAACUGAGUCCUCUUGUGAGUUUGUCCUGUUCUCUGCCCCUUUAUAAUUGAAUUUGUUUCCUAUUUAAAAUAUUAAGAAAAGAAUGAAACUUUCUAAAAUGCUCUGGCCCUGAGGGCCAGUUUAGGUCUUUUGUCUCUAGCACUUAGGAUUCUAAUAACAAUAAAUUAUUUAUGAAGAGUUA